This is a messenger RNA of Pterocles gutturalis (yellow-throated sandgrouse), 1554 nucleotides long. It is a transcript of the gene HACL1, whose product is annotated as 2-hydroxyacyl-CoA lyase 1. Gene Ontology annotation, biological process: fatty acid alpha-oxidation. Lineage: Eukaryota; Metazoa; Chordata; Aves; Pterocliformes; Pteroclidae. The record is from RefSeq and is a predicted model, not a curated record. Gene Ontology annotation, molecular function: thiamine pyrophosphate binding; magnesium ion binding; catalytic activity. The transcript is spliced from 15 exons. Gene Ontology annotation, cellular component: peroxisome. The annotation marks the transcript as partial.
GCCUGUUAUGCUGCAUCUGCUGUUGGAUAUUUGACUGGCAGGGACAUUCCACCAGCAGUAUGUCUUGUAGUGUCCGGUCCAGGUUUUUUACAUGCCCUUGGUGGGAUGGCAAAUGCAACCAUAAACUGCUGGCCUUUGAUUGUUAUUGGAGGCUCUUCUGACAGAAAUCAGGAAACCAUGGGCGCUUUCCAAGAAUUUCCACAGGUUGAAGCUGGUAGGCUGUACAACAAACUCUCUGUACGCCCAAGCAGCCUAGAAGUUAUUCCUAAAAAAAAGGCUGUAAGAACCAGCAUAUAUGGUCGUCCAGGUUCCUGCUAUAUUGACAUACCUGGGGAUUUUGUAAAUCUUCAAGUGAAUAAGAGCUCUGUCAAAUACACAGAAUGCUGCCUGACACGUCCCAUUAGCACGGCUGAACCCUAUGCUGUAUCUAAAGCAGUAUCUAUCAUUGCUCAUUCCAAGCAGCCUCUGCUAAUCAUUGGCAAAGGUGCUGCUUAUUCACGUGCUGAAAACAGCAUCAGGAAGUUGGUGGACCUUUCUGGACUGCCUUUUUUGCCUACUCCAAUGGGAAAAGGAGUAGUUCCUGAUAACCAUCCAAACUGUGUAGCUGCAGCAAGAUCAACGGCAUUACAGCAUGCUGAUGUAAUCAUCUUGCUUGGUGCAAGGUUGAAUUGGAUUUUGCAUUUUGGUCUUCCACCAAGGUUUCAACAAGAUGUAAAAGUUAUUCAGAUUGAUAUUUGUGCAGAAGAGCUGGGGAAUAAUGUGAGGCCAGCUGCAGUUUUAUUAGGUGACAUAAACGCUGUGACUGAGCAGCUCUUAGAAGAAGUCAGCAAAAGAUUAUUGAAACAUCCUUCUAAUUCAGAGUGGUGGAAGAAGCUAAGAGAGAAAAUAACAAGCAACGAGGAAAGAUCAAAGGAAUUAGCAUUACAGAAAUCCCUGCCUAUGAAUUAUUACACAGUCUUUCAUCACAUCAGAGAACUGAUACCUGAGGACUGCAUCUUAGUAAGUGAGGGAGCAAACACAAUGGACAUUGGACGAACUAUGCUUCCAAAUUACUACCCCCGUCAAAGGCUUGAUGCAGGUACUUUUGGAACAAUGGGAGUCGGACUGGGUUUUGCUGUAGCAGCUGCAAUGGUAGCUAAAAACCAAAAACCUGAAAAGCGAGUCAUUUGCAUAGAAGGAGAUAGUGCUUUUGGAUUUUCGGGGAUGGAGUUGGAAACUAUUUGCAGAUACAAUUUGCCAAUCCUGGUUAUCGUAGUAAACAACAAUGGGAUUUACGCUGGUUUGGAUGCAAGUGUCUGGAAGGAGAUGUUGAAGGGUGGAGAUCCUACUACAUGUAUGCCUCCUGUUUCUCUCCUGCCAAAUUCACACUAUGAGGAAAUUAUGUCUGCCUUUGGAGGUAAAGGAUACUUUGUUAAAACACCAGAAGAAUUGCAGAAUGCUCUGAAAGCAAGUGUUGCUGACAAGCAAACACCUUCUCUUAUAAAUGUCAUGAUUGAUCCACGGUCUGAGAGAAAGAAACAGGAAUUUCCCUGGCUGACUCGUUCUAACAUGUAG